This is a messenger RNA of Chenopodium quinoa (quinoa), 810 nucleotides long. Its product is annotated as protein unc-45 homolog B-like. The record is from RefSeq and is a predicted model, not a curated record. Lineage: Eukaryota; Viridiplantae; Streptophyta; Magnoliopsida; Caryophyllales; Amaranthaceae. The coding region runs from base 1 to 810 and encodes 269 amino acids. Gene Ontology annotation, molecular function: protein binding. The transcript is spliced from 2 exons.
AUGGAUAAGUUUGAACUUAGGGGGAUUUUGUGUAUUGCUCAUAUUGAAGAAGAUGAUAUUUCUUCACAUAAACUAGAACUUUUAGUUGGAAAGUUGGAGAAUCCUUUUGGUAUUUUUGAAUUUGUCAGGAGUUUGAAAGAUGAAGGUAAUGUUUUCUACAAACAGUGUAAUGUAGGAUUAGCGCUUUCUAAAUACUCUCUUGCACUCAAGCUUUUAUCUUUUGUUACGAUGGGUAAUGAUGAAGAUAAAUCAGUUUUUUCGAUCCUAGUUGUGUCUCUUAAUCUGAACUUAGGUGCUUGUUAUGUCAAAGAGGAAAACUUUGACAAGGUGGGUCAGUUGUGUUCUGCAGUUUUGUGUUAUGAUACUACUAAUGUGAAAGCUUACUUUAGAAGGGCGGUGGCAGCUUUAGGGAUUAAUAAACCCGAAUUAGCUUUCAUGGAUCUCACACAAGCAAGUAGGAUUGAUCCCACCAACAGAGAGUUUCAACAAAAACUCAAUGAGGUGACCUCUUUAUUGGGUUGGUCUCCGGAUUUUGUUAUUGAGGCAGUUGCAGUUACAAGAGAGGAUAAAAUGUUUAGAGAUUAUGCUAAAAUUGGGAAAGAAGAAGAAAAGAGGAAGUGUAUUGGUGUAAAAGAUGUCACCAAAAAGGAAAAGGAUGUUGAUGGAAAAUCUUUGAAUUCGGAGGAGGGUAAAGAUAACCCUAUCGAUCAAGAUCGAAGGCCCAACAUUAUUGAUAACAAUUCUGAUCUGAAGUCAAGUUCAGAAACAAAAAAACUCAAAUCUUACAGGGUCAAGUUAUCGGUUUUGUAA